Molecule: messenger RNA, 351 nt
Organism: Protopolystoma xenopodis
Lineage: Eukaryota; Metazoa; Platyhelminthes; Monogenea; Polystomatidea; Polystomatidae
Source: the annotation of a GenBank genome assembly
AUGCUUCAUGCUGACCAUCCGGUCUUAUCUACCUCAUUAUUGGCGGAAAUGGGUCUCGAUAGUUCAAUCGACUUGCUGCAAAAGAUGAAUGAGAUGGGCUCAAUGAUUGAAAAAGAAAGCAAAGUGGACCUCAGUUUGCCUUUCGACUCAUUCGAAUCGGAUGAAGACACUGCCUCUACAUCUCUCACUGAGUUGUUCUCUUGCUCUCGCCUCGUGCUUCACCAGAUCUGGCCGAAUUUGCUUCUCACUCUUUUACUUUGUCUUCUAUUGCGAGUUACUUGUUAUCUUAUACCAUUGCUAAUGCGUCCUGGACGUUUUCGAGUACAGGGCAAAGCCAAAGGCACCAUUUAA